AUUGGCAUUAGAAUCCCGCAAUGCCCUUUUAUACAAAAGGUGUCGCUAAAGUUUGGCUCUCCUAUUGCGCUCACUAGUGCAAACUCCAGCAACGAACGAAGCACGUUGCUGCCUCAAGAAUUCAAACACCUUUGGUCAAAACUCGAUGCGAUUUUUGAAAAUAAAAUAAAAGGAACAAUUAACAGUAGCAGGGCAGGCUCGACCAUUGUUGAUUUAAGUGAGCCAGGAAUAUUUUCAAUCGUCAGGGAAGGAAGUGCUUUGACUUCGACAGUCCAAACUUUACUCCAACACAAUCUAACAAGUCAAAAUGAAAUCCUUUUUCGAGAGAAAGUUUGCAAAGACAAGGGAAAAAGCAGAAAAAGAAUCAUUGACGAAUGAGCUCAAAUCGCGGAUGGAGGAUGUUAUAUUGAGCAAAAUAGACGGUGAUGGUGCUUAUGUUACUAAUGAUGAAGCUGGCCUCUCACUCUGUACGAUUCUAGAGGCGAUUUUUAUCCAUGGCAUCAAGGAGUCAAUAACGGACAGAGUGGUUACGAUCAUGGGUGACCCUGACGUGAUGCCCACUCCAGAAUUCUGGUCUCCAAUGCUGCUCUUCACACACAGAAACAUUAUUGAACAGGUGCAUCAAAUGAAACAAAUAAAUACCGAUGUAGGACGUUCUCGAGCUUGGUUAAGAGUUUCACUUAAUGAUGGAUCAUUACUCGCUUACAUGGAAUUGAUUUAUAAGCAGAAUAAAAGCUUGGCGCGUUACUACAAGAAAUCAGCAUAUUUAAGAGACUUAGACUCAAUUGGUUUGGCCACGAACAUUCUUCAAAGUCUAGUACAAUUCGCCUUUUCUUUCCCAGUCAAUUCAUCCAUUCUGAAUUAUUGGCCGAACGCACCUUUGUUGUUGGCAGGGCUGUGGACUCCUCCGAUGAAGUACUGUCCCGUGUCCACAGGCUUGGAUCUCGCCAAGAACCUACCAUUAUCAGGUGAAGUUGAGUCUAUUUCGGAGCUGAUACCUCAUGACAUUUCCGCAGUUGCAAAUUCUGAAUUGGACGAGGACGAGGCUUUGGAAAUACUGCUAAAUACCCCGAUUGAAGGCAGUCCGUUACUGACCCGCCUUGAAAAGGAACAGAAACAAUAUUUAGAUAGUGAGAGCAAUGAAAGCUGCGAUGAAGGAUCGUCUAAACCUACAGAAAAUUUCAUAAGCACGGAGGUGAAAGAUGAUGAUAAAAUACAGGUAGAAAUUAAACAAGAAGAGAACACAGUUGAACAAAUUGAGGAACCUUCUAAUGUCGUUGCUGAGACAGAUGAAAAUAAAAUAGAACCAGUAAAGGACAUCAGUACCGAGAGUUAUGAGAAAAUCCUUGAUAACUACAACCCACGAUCUAAUGCAAUAUACAAAGAAUCUAGCUUAAGAGAAUUUUUAGACAGUCAAGAACCAUCUUCUGCUGAGUCACUAGACGAAUCAAAUAAACAUGAAAUCAGUGAGAUGGGUUUUGAGGUGAUAGAUAAGUCGACAUUACCAUUAAAUAAAGAGGAUAUGAGAGUAUUUUUAAAAGUACUGACAGGAGGAGCGAUCAGCCAAGAGGCUGGUUUAGAUUCACAGCAGUUUACUUGCAAAAAAUGCGGUAUCCUGAUCGGACUUAGCCACAAGAAGCCAAAGGUGUGUGCUUUUACAUGUUUUUACUAUUGUGAAGAAUGCUUCAACGGGGUACAAAUGAAAAUUCCAGCCCGUAUUCUCCACAACUGGGAUUUCAAUAAGUACUUUGUUAGUGCGUCGUCGCAAACGUUUCUCAUGAAUGUAAUCAACCAUCCUUUGUUAGACAUAAGGAAAAUAAAUUCCAAAAUUUACCUUGCCGUUGAUCAGAUAAAUGAUAUCAGGAAACUAAGGGUGAAGCUUAAUCUUAUGAGACCAUACUUGUCGACGUGUCACGAUUCCACGACAAAUGUCAUUAAACAGUUGGUUUGGCCAAGAGAGUACCUUUACGAACACGUUCACCGGUAUUCUGUCUCAGAUCUAUUUGAUUUGGACACAGGCAAGCUAACUGCAGAUCUCAAAACAGCAGUUCACCUUUCAACCAGACACAUAAAAUCAUGCGAACUGUGCAACCAGAAAGGAUUCAUUUGUGAACUUUGUAACAACAAAGAUAAAUCGCCUGAUCUGAUUUUUCCAUUUGAUGAUAAUACUCACAGGUGUCAAGUUUGUUGCAAUGUUGUGCAUUUGGUUUGUUACCAAGAGCAUAAGGAGUGUCGCAAGUGUAAGCGUAGAAAGGACCAUAAGGCGAAGCUUGAAAGACUUAUUUCUGAGGAAAACAGCUGAUGCCCGAAUGUACUAUUAAUAUAAAUAAAAAACAAUCUAUUUAUAAAAAAGUGCCUAUGUAAUAAAUAAUAUAGAUUAAAUUUUUUUUAAAAUAUAAAUUCAUGUUAGUGUAUUUUUGUAAAAACUUUUGUAUUUAUGACAUUAUUGUGCUUAUCUGUUAAUUUACAUUCUAUUAUGAAUUGUUUUGUUCUUGUGUUAACGGAUUGAUUAAUAACAAAUAUUAAUAAGUUAAGAAGUGAUUUGUGCGAAGAAAAGUGAAAAUACUUCAUUUAUUAAUAAAAACAACCAGC
Molecule: messenger RNA, 2592 nt
Organism: Cimex lectularius (bed bug)
Lineage: Eukaryota; Metazoa; Arthropoda; Insecta; Hemiptera; Cimicidae
Gene: Plekhm1
Exons: 8
Coding region: 308-2302 (664 amino acids)
Source: RefSeq, a predicted model, not a curated record